CAGGACCCCGGGAUCAUGACCGAAACCAAAGGCAAGAUGCUCAACCACUGAGCCACUCAUGGGCCCAGAAGACUACAUUUCCACACCCUGGAGGCUUUUGCAAAUGUCCGCAAAUGCUCAGCCAUCCGACCAACUUCUGAAGGGAAGCCAGCCCCACUCUCAGGGGAUCUCAGAGAUUUGAGAGGCUUGGGCCUCCUCGCACAUAUGCUUUGGGCACCCUUGGCCACUGCCCUCUGUGCGCAUGCGCAGGGAUGCCAGCUUCUGAGGUGCGCAGGCGCAUUCGCAUUUAGCAGUGUUGCUAGGUUACACUGGUUCUGCGUGGGAAGAUUCUAAGUCGUUGGGCUUAGUCCCUGAGACAUUGAGGCGAGGCCCACUUGCCUUAUUGCUGGCGCGGGAGUGUAUCGCACUAGAGGCGGUGAAACCUGUGUCACUGAAGCCUGUCGGCUUCAUUAUGAAAAAGAGAUCUACAGCGCGGAAUGGGUGGGGCCUGCUGCGCUUCGGCUUCAACCUCAGGCCUCUGAGGGACCGCUCACCGCCUAUGAUUGUUUCCAGCUUCCACAGCCCCGGCCCCGGAUACCACAUCAAGUAUCAAGAUCUCAGGAAAAUCCACAGAGCUGUGGUCGCUGAUGAUCCAGGAAAAUUGCAGGACGUAGAGCAGUUUCUGCUUUUUGAUUUAUGUGACAUCAAUGAAAGGGACAGGAAGAACAGGACUGCUCUCCACUUGGCCUGUGCCAUUGGCCGUGUAGAUGUGGUGAAGUACCUGCUCGCUUGGAAAUGCGAUGUCAACCUCCGUGAUGGAGAAAACAGGACAGCUCUAGUGAAGGCUGUCCAGUGCCAAAAAGAGGCAUGUGUAGAUAUUCUGCUCAAAAAAGGUGCUGAUCCAAAUGCUAAGGACUUCAAGGGAAACACCGCUCUCCAUUAUGCGGCCUUUGAGGGGAAUAUCUUAAUAGCACAGAAGCUGCUUUUUAACAAAGGAGAGAUAGAGGCCAAAAACAAGGAUGGCCUCACACCGCUUCUAGUUGCUGUAAAUGAAAAAAAAGAGAAAAUGGUGGUAUUUUUAUUAGAAGAAGCAAAUAUAAAUGCAGUUGACUACACUAAAAGGAGUUGUCUCCACUUGGCCUGUGCCAAUGGCCAUGAAGAUAUGGUGAAGCUCCUGGUAGAUCGGAAAUGCCAGCUAAACCUCCGUGAUGUUGAAAACACGACCGCUCUACUGAAGGCUGUACAAUCCCAAGAUGAGGCAUGUGUAGAUAUUCUGCUGAAACAUGGUGCUAAUCCUGAUCUAAAAGACAUCAAGGGCAACACUGCUCUCCAUUAUGCAGCAUUAGGGGACAAUGUCACAAUAGCACAGAAACUACUUUUAAAGAAAGUCAAUAUGGAGAUCAGAAACAAGGAUGGCCUCACACCGCUUUUACUUGCUAUAAAUGAAAAAAAAGAGAAAAUGGUGGCAUUUUUAGUAGAAAAAGCAAAUAUAAAUGCAGUUGACUACGCUAAAAGCUCAGAGCUUGAUGCCAGAGUCCGGGAAUUGAGCCCCACAUAGGGCUCCCAGCAGGGAGCCUGCUUCUCCCUCUGUCUAUGUCUCUGCCUUUCUUUCUGUGUCUCUCCUGAAUAAGGAAAUAUAACUGAGAAAAAAAAAUUUAGAGAGUCCAAGCAGAAACCUCUGAAACUGUC
This is a messenger RNA of Canis lupus familiaris (dog), 1668 nucleotides long. RefSeq names its product ankyrin repeat domain-containing protein 7-like. Gene Ontology annotation, molecular function: protein binding. The transcript has 8 exons. NCBI's taxonomy places the organism in Eukaryota, Metazoa, Chordata, Mammalia, Carnivora, Canidae. The record is from RefSeq and is a predicted model, not a curated record. Bases 452 to 1537 code for a protein of 361 amino acids.